CUCAUCAGUCCCUCUGUGCAGAAAAGAAGUGGGAAAACCAAAUCGAGUUAGAAGGCGAACAAACUUGUAUCACUGUGUGGUCUCCGUUGAAGAAACUGGAAAGUACUGAUAUUUAGGUGAAAUUGGAAUACUAGCUGCAAAGAGAUACUCAAACUAUGUCAGGAAGGAAAGAAACUGUAUUAGAUCUUGCCAAGUUUGUUGAUAAGGGUGUUCAAGUGAAACUUACAGGGGGAAGACAAGUCACUGGAACUUUGAAAGGAUACGAUCAGUUACUGAACCUUGUCCUGGACGAAGCCGUUGAAUUCCUAAGAGAUUCUGAUGAUCCAUUGAAGACCACAGAUCAGACGAGGAGCCUUGGUCUGAUAGUCUGCCGAGGGACUGCAGUUAUGCUUGUAUCACCAACUGAUGGGACAGAUGAGAUUGCUAACCCCUUUCUCCAACCAGAUGGGGCUUAGUUAUCCCCCUAAAUAUCUCUUCAAUUUAGCUUGCAUUUGUGUGAAGUAAAAUUCUAUGGGUAUGUUUUUAUCACCCAAUCAAGAACACCUUAAUUAUCAUCGAUGUCGAUGUACAAGUGAUGAAAUUCGACCAUCUAUGGAGUGAAAUGGUGCUUAUCAACUCAGUAUUUAGUAAUACAACUGUACCUAAGGUUCUGUGUUCCAAGAGAGGGUCACCUCUUGCUCUGCUAUAUUAAUGUGUAUCUUAUGAAUUUUAUGAAUACUAAUUAGUAGGAGUACGGUAGACACA
This is a messenger RNA of Papaver somniferum (opium poppy), 744 nucleotides long. RefSeq names its product sm-like protein LSM7. The transcript is spliced from 6 exons. Bases 156 to 455 code for a protein of 99 amino acids. Gene Ontology annotation, biological process: mRNA splicing, via spliceosome; nuclear-transcribed mRNA catabolic process. Gene Ontology annotation, molecular function: RNA binding. Lineage: Eukaryota; Viridiplantae; Streptophyta; Magnoliopsida; Ranunculales; Papaveraceae. Gene Ontology annotation, cellular component: Lsm1-7-Pat1 complex; U2-type prespliceosome; U12-type spliceosomal complex. The record is from RefSeq and is a predicted model, not a curated record.